AUGAACGAGGAAGUAAAGAAGCAGUGCAGCACCUGUGGUAAACCAUCGCUACAACGUUUGGUAUCAAAGAGUGCUGGAGUAAUAUUUAAGGGAAGUGGUUUCUAUGUGAAUGACAGCAAAGCAAAGCCUAGUGCUAGCGUACAAGGAAGCAGCAAAGACACGGCCUCUUCUAAAGAACAAGACUCUAAGGCAAAAGAAGCAAAUUUCCAUACAGAAAAUGGAGAAGUGAUCGAGAAUUUCCAUCUCUUCUAUACAAGUUAUGGAUAUCUCAAUAAGAAAAGGGAUAACGUAGUAUGGUUUAUACAUCCGCUUACCUCUACCAGCGACCCCAUGCAGUGGUGGGGCGGAGUUGUUGGUCUAGGACAUAUCUUUGAUCCGCAGAGGUAUUUUAUUAUAUGUGUUAAUAACCCCGGAUCCCCCUACGGAUCCACUUCACCGCUCGAUAUAAACCCCCGUAGUGCAAAACCGUACUACCAUGAUUUUCCCACGCUUACCAUAAGAGAUGUAGUACAGUCCUUUGAAGUACUGCGGGAGGCACUGCACAUUGAUGUCGUACGAAUAGCAUGUGGAGCUUCUAUGGGGGGGCAAAUUCUGUACCAGUGGCUCUGCAGUUACCCCAGUGCUAUCUCCAGUGCCAUUAUUAUUGCAGCAAGCCCCGUUAUAUCGACAUGGAUGUUGGCUUCUCACCAUAUACAGCUACAGAGUAUUUAUGCCGAUCCUACAUGGAAAGAAAGACACCCAGAUGCAG
This is a messenger RNA of Ylistrum balloti, 748 nucleotides long. Its product is annotated as homoserine O-acetyltransferase-like. The annotation marks the transcript as partial. Gene Ontology annotation, biological process: L-homoserine metabolic process. NCBI's taxonomy places the organism in Eukaryota, Metazoa, Mollusca, Bivalvia, Pectinida, Pectinidae. Gene Ontology annotation, molecular function: homoserine O-acetyltransferase activity. The record is from RefSeq and is a predicted model, not a curated record. The transcript is spliced from 2 exons.